Molecule: messenger RNA, 755 nt
Organism: Triticum dicoccoides
Lineage: Eukaryota; Viridiplantae; Streptophyta; Magnoliopsida; Poales; Poaceae
Exons: 3
Coding region: 176-559 (127 amino acids)
Source: RefSeq, a predicted model, not a curated record
AUGGAUAAGGUUGCCCCAAUCUUCUUCUCGUGCGGUUCCUGAGGGGAAAAUUACCGCCGUCGGCGGCGGACACGAGGGCUCGCCGGGCCAGGGAGAGGAUCCAGGCGCCACCAAACCUCGUACGCGAGGACGCCGCCGUUGCUCGGACUUGAGCGCGGGCCACCUCCACCGCGUGAUGCGGCUGCUCUGUGGAGAGCCGGGCCGAGGCCCGAUCGGAGGAGCGGCGUGUCGUGGCUGUGGUGUCCGCCGCGCCCGGAGGACUGAUGCUUCUGCGACCGUCCUCGACGAGGUUGUUGCCGCUACAGUGAUGGCGAGACGGCGAGACGGCGAGCAGCAGUGGCCGCUAGUUCCAGUUCAAGAAAUUAGAAAAAGACAUGAUUUCUUCCGGUUGAUGCUUCAGCCACCUAUUCAUCUCGCCAUGCUCACAUGCUCGGAUGAAGCGAUGCACUAUGUGGUGCAGAAAAUGCAGCGUUCGUGCCGAGAGGAGCCAGGCCGAGGGGAGCGUCGUUGCGCCGAUGCGCGCCACUGCCUCCUGUCCCGCAGCGGGCUGCAACGAUGAGACUCUGUGCGCGUGCCGGCCGGAGGGUGUCGCUGCAGAGGGUGGUCGGCCAUGGCCAUAUCCUCCGCGCCGUCGAUCUGCGCGGAUGUGAGCCUUUUCUUGUUCUGCUCUUUUUGUUUGUAGUUCAAGAAUGAUCAAUUCUUCGUGAGAUUCGUGUAAGCGCAUAUAUACAUACAGGGUGAACAAUCCAUUGUUA